Molecule: messenger RNA, 1229 nt
Organism: Amyelois transitella
Lineage: Eukaryota; Metazoa; Arthropoda; Insecta; Lepidoptera; Pyralidae
Product: UPF0547 protein C16orf87
Exons: 4
Coding region: 248-751 (167 amino acids)
Source: RefSeq, a predicted model, not a curated record
CUAGUGUUUUUUUUUUACUCCUUGUUGGUUGUUUUUAUUUCUAUUCCAUUGUCAUUAUCUUUGUAAUUAAUAAAUUGUUAAAAAUUUGCCAUUAGCUAAUUGCAAUUUCUAAUCUAACUAACAAUGUAAAUUUUACUUCUGUAAGAAUGUAAUAGAAAUGGCUAUCAUUUAAAAUACACAAGCAAAUAAUUUAUACAUUGUAUCUAGUGACUAAAUUUUACCAAGUGCAUAUUGACGUGCUUUCAAAAUGGGUAAAAACAAAAUGAUAGCGAAAAGUUGCCCUAAAUGUGAGAUGCAGAAGUCUUCAUUUCAGGUCGCUGUAGCCUCGAAAUCCUGCAAGUGUGGUCACACAUUCUUUGCGGCCAGACGCGGGGCGGACAGCCUGCCGGCCGUCGAGGACAUCCGACGUCGCACCGGCCGCGUCAGAAGAUCUCAACCUCAGUUUUAUGAUGCUCAACAUUACCAGAAGCAGAUAAAACGAAGAUCACCAAAGAAAAGAGGACUGGAUGAGGACUACAAAGGCAAUAAAGAUAAAAGUGAAAGUGUUUCUUUCAUUUCAGCAACAGCUCGAGCCCGUCGCCGCCGUGCCCUACGCAGGGCUCAACGGCCCCCGGUCACGACCAACGAGCGAGCCGCCAGAGACCCCACGCCGCAACUCAAACCUUCACAACUAGCUCGCUGCAGGCUUAUACUGCAAGAAAUCAAUAGAAAAAUGCGAGCUGUUACGUGGCAGCCGCCGACGGAUCUCUAGCCUAGUUAAUAAAAAAAAAAGUUCCUGUCAAUGUCAUGACAGUUUUAAUUAGAAAAUGGCGGCAAUUUUAGUAAAUAUUUUCAAUUAUUUUUAAUUUCUAUGAUCUUUUUGGUUCUUGAAUAAAUUAAAGAACUAGUAGUUAGAAAACAAAACGAAAACGAGGGCAGUUUCGUGGCGGCUCCAAAGGGAUCUCUAAUUAAAAAAUUUACAAUUAAGAGGGAAAAAAUGUUUGACAAAUAUCUUAAGAUAAUUUUUUUAAUUUUCAUUACAAAUAUUAUGAGUAUGAUUUUUAAAGAAUUAUUAUGAGUUGAUUUAUUUUUUUAUUUUAUUUUAAUAGAUGACGCUGAUCAGAUAAUAAGCAGAAUGUAUAUUAUAGAAUUUGGUACUUAUUAAAAUUCGAAAACUCAGAAUUUUUAUUAAAAUGCGAACUGUAUAGUAAUGUUUAAUUUAAUUGUAAUUAUUAAAUUAAGUAAUAACA